CCUGCGCGAGCGGGCGUGCCCCGGAAGCAGUUCUUUGGCCCUGUGACACGUAGCAACGGGGCCAGUUCAGGGUCUGAAACUGAGUUUGGGGCUUUGGGGGGGCUGCUGGAGCUAUCGCCGCCGCCACCACCGCCGCCGCCGCCACGUUUGAUCAUUUGCAAUGUCAGGCUUUGAAAACUUAAACACGGAUUUCUACCAGACAAGUUACAGCAUCGAUGACCAAUCACAACAGUCCUAUGAUUAUGGAGGAAGUGGAGGACCCUAUAGCAAACAGUAUGCUGGCUAUGACUACUCGCAGCAAGGCCGGUUUGUCCCGCCAGACAUGAUGCCGCCUCAGCAGCCGUACACUGGGCAGAUUUUCCAGCCAACACAGGCGUACACGCCAGCUUCACCUCAGCCAUUCUAUGGAAACAACUUCGAGGAUGAGCCCCCUUUGUUAGAAGAGUUAGGUAUCAAUUUUGACCACAUCUGGCAAAAAACACUAACAGUGCUACAUCCAUUAAAAGUGGCAGAUGGCAGCAUUAUGAAUGAGACUGAUUUGGCAGGACCAAUGGUUUUUUGCCUUGCUUUUGGAGCUACAUUGUUACUGGCUGGCAAAAUCCAGUUUGGCUAUGUAUACGGGAUCAGUGCAAUUGGAUGUCUAGGAAUGUUUUGUUUAUUGAACUUAAUGAGUAUGACGGGUGUUUCAUUUGGUUGUGUGGCAAGCGUCCUUGGAUAUUGUCUUCUUCCCAUGAUCCUACUUUCCAGCUUUGCAGUGAUAUUUUCUUUGCAAGGAAUGGUAGGAAUCCUUCUCACUGCUGGGAUUAUUGGAUGGUGCAGUUUUUCUGCUUCCAAAAUUUUUAUUUCUGCGUUAGCCAUGGAAGGACAGCAACUUUUAGUAGCAUAUCCUUGUGCUUUGUUAUAUGGAGUCUUUGCCCUAAUUUCCGUCUUUUGAACUGAAUUUAUCUGGGAUGUGGACAUCAGUGGGCCAAAUACACAAAAAGGAGCUUGAACUCUUAAAUUGGACCAGCAAACUGCUACAGCGCAACUCUUAUGCAGAUUUACAUUUGACUAUUGGAGCAAUGGAAGUAAACAUUAUCUUCUGUUCAUUUUUAUAGAACUUUUGAAUACUAUAUUGGAUGUACCUGAAGUGUGACUAGCUUUAAGUGUUUGUGUUUCUAUAAAUAAGAAAUGCAAUUUCUUUCCUGUUCCUCAGCCUUUGAAAAACAACUUUUUUCCUUGCAAAUUAUACUGUUUUUGAUAGAUUUUUAUCAACUGUGGGAUAUCAACCACAAAGCUGAUAAUCUUUCUUAAAAACAACCCAGUCAUCGUAGACAUAAGACUUAUUGCAGAAAUAUUUUUCCAAGGAAUUAGGAAAGAAAAUUGGCUGUAUCCUUAAGUCAGGUGCACUUGAAGCAAAAAAAAGUGAUCCAACUGCAGAACUUUGAGUGUACACUUCAAAAUGUCCUGUCAAUUAUCUCAUAGAGAUUUUGCUAAAAUUCAGAGAUACAAGAAGUUCACAGUCUACUUUAUUGUAGACAUGAAAUGUGAAUGCCCGUUUAGGUAAUUAGUAAACGUUAGUGACCUGGACUGGCCACGUCAGUGCUCAUAGUUGGGUCUCCACGUUUCCCAAGAGAAAAAAAAAAAUCACUAACCUUUUUUGAGAAAAAUAUUUAAAAUCUCACAAUUUCAGUAUUUCGGUUUAUUGAUGUAAAGUAUAUUUGGAUGCUUAUUAAAAUUUUCCCAAUUAA
Molecule: messenger RNA, 1730 nt
Organism: Microcebus murinus (gray mouse lemur)
Lineage: Eukaryota; Metazoa; Chordata; Mammalia; Primates; Cheirogaleidae
Gene: YIPF5
Product: Yip1 domain family member 5
Biological process (GO): vesicle fusion with Golgi apparatus; regulation of ER to Golgi vesicle-mediated transport; endoplasmic reticulum to Golgi vesicle-mediated transport
Cellular component (GO): trans-Golgi network; membrane
Source: RefSeq, a predicted model, not a curated record